Messenger RNA from Condylostylus longicornis, 1014 nucleotides. RefSeq lists its product as uncharacterized. Lineage: Eukaryota; Metazoa; Arthropoda; Insecta; Diptera; Dolichopodidae. The record is from RefSeq and is a predicted model, not a curated record. The transcript is spliced from 4 exons. The coding region runs from base 1 to 1014 and encodes 337 amino acids.
AUGGAAAAUUGUUCAACAGAAAAAUCUGCUAUUGAUUUAGCAUUGGAAAUUUAUUCAUCAUGUUUGAAAGAUUUUAAAGUAAAUUGUAUUAAACCGAAAGCUUUAAGUUGGUUAAGUAAAGCUGUACAACAAGAUGAAAUCAAAAUAACAAAUGAAUUAACAAUUGUUAGAACGGGCGAAGAUAAUGGUUUUGAUUUUGAUAAACAACAACAAAGAUCUGGAAAACGAGAUGCUAGACUUGAAUUAUUUGAUAAAAUUGAUAGUUUUCUAGCAACACAUUCAUUAAAAAUUAAUGCACCUGAAUUUUUAAAAUCAUCUGAAGCAAGAUCAUUUAUUCCAAAUUCAUAUUUAGAAGGAGGUUUAACACAAGGUGUUGAAAUUCCAUUAACCGAUGGAAAUGCUGUAGAAGGUCGAGGUUUUGUCAAAAGAAUUAUGUUGCCAUUCUUAUUAGGUUUAAAAUUUAAAUCGACAGUUUUAGUUCCACUUGCCUUAUCUUUAAUUGCAUUAAAAACAUGGAAAGCUAUGACAUUAGGUUUAUUAUCAUUAGUCUUAUCUGGUGCUAUUCUAAUAUUUAAGGUUGCAAAACCAAAGUUCGCACAUUACGAAGUUGUACACUAUCCACAUCAUCAUCACGUUGAACAUCAUGUUGAUCAUAUUGUACCACACCACCAUAUCGAUCAUAUUGUUCCACAUCAUGUAGAUCAUAUUGUACCACAUCAUCAUAUCGAUCAUAUUGUACCACAUCAUCAUAUCGAUCAUAUUGUACCACAUCAUAUUGAACAUAUUGUUCCACAUCAUAUAGAUCAUCAUAUAGAUCAUGUGCCACAUCAUAUUGAACAUAUUGUUCCACAUGAGCAUGUUGUACCACAUCACAUCGAUCAUCAUCAUAUUGAUCAUCAUCAUAUCGAUCAUCAUGAUCAUAUUGAUGCACCUCAUGGUUGGGCUAGAUCAUCAGACAAUGGGCAACCGCAGGAUGCUCAAGAAAUUGCGUACAAAGGACAAAUUCCAAAUUAA